Molecule: messenger RNA, 3959 nt
Organism: Scophthalmus maximus (turbot)
Lineage: Eukaryota; Metazoa; Chordata; Actinopteri; Pleuronectiformes; Scophthalmidae
Gene: itgb6
Product: integrin, beta 6
Exons: 16
Coding region: 388-2736 (782 amino acids)
Biological process (GO): integrin-mediated signaling pathway; cell migration; cell adhesion mediated by integrin
Cellular component (GO): focal adhesion; integrin alphav-beta6 complex; cell surface
Molecular function (GO): integrin binding
Source: RefSeq, a predicted model, not a curated record
AUGAGCCAAGGAGCAUGGGCAGCAGGGUCACCCUAGCGCCAUGCUUCAUAAAGGGCGCCGUUACAAUAGGUUUACUGUUACUCUGACGACGGCCGGGGAUACAAUGGGACCGAAUGUGUUGGCCUGAUGCUUCUCUGUUUCUCUCCAUUUUUCACUUGAUGACAAGGGAGACAGACUGAGACGGGACAGCAUGGUAUCAGAGGACGCCCCUGAAGGUAGAGCGCGCGGCGGCGGCGGCGCAGCGUCCCUCCACCAGCCUGCUCGUCGGUUGGAGUUUGCAGGAGGCAUGUCGUCGCCGGGGUGUGUUUCUCCCCUGUAAAUAUGAGCCAACUCGAACUGGUGUGCUUCUUCUUCUUGUGUCCCCCAAACCAGUAACCUCACGGACUAAUGGGGCUUAUACUGCUGAGCCUGGUUCUCCGGUACUGGAUCAACACCGUGGAAGGCUCGUGUUCAGCCGGCAGCGCCGUGACUUGUGACCAGUGUCUGCGGCUCAGUCCCCACUGUGCCUGGUGCACGCAGGAGAAUUUCACAGACUGGUUCUCGGUGGGCGAAAGAUGUGACACACUGGAGAUCUUAGUGGAGAAGGGAUGUGCCGCGAGCCUGCUGGAGUUCCCUGUUUCCAACGGUCAGAUCCUCCGUGAUCGCCCACUCGGGAAGAAGACCGGCAGCGCCAACAGCACCCAGAUCUCGCCGCAGAAAAUGGCCCUCAAGCUGCGAGCUGGCAGCCAGUUGACUUUCCAGGUGAGGAUUCAACACACAGAGGACUACCCUGUGGACAUGUACUAUCUGAUGGACCUGUCGGCGUCCAUGAUCGACGAUCUGGAGACCAUCAAAGACCUGGGCUCCUCUCUGUCCAGAGAGAUGGCCGACCUCACCAGUAAAUUCCGCAUGGGCUUCGGCUCUUUUGUGGAGAAACCCGUCCUGCCUUUCAUCAGGAUCACGGAGGAAGAGCUGGCCAACCCCUGCAGUGGCGUUGGCUCCACCUGCCUGCCAGCAUUUGGCUACAAACAUGUCUUGUCUCUGACGAGCAGCACCGACAAGUUCAACGCGAUAAUCACCAAGCAGCGUGUAUCAGCAAAUAUCGAUGUGCCAGAGUGUGGCUUUGACGCUGUCAUGCAGGCAGCGGUUUGCGGUGACAAGAUAGGCUGGAGGAACGAUUCCAUGCGCCUGCUGGUGUUUGUCAGCGAUGCCGACUCACACUUUGGGAUGGACAGUAAGAUGGCCGGCAUCGUGAUUCCCAACGACGGACAGUGUCACCUGGAUGUCAACAACGAGUACUCCAUGUCCACAGUGCAGGAGUAUCCGACGCUCGGUCAGCUGAUUGACAAAGUGGUGGAGAACAACGUCUUACUGAUAUUUGCUGUGACAGAAAAGCAGAUACACAACUAUAAGAACUAUGCAAAUCUCAUACCUGGCGCCACAGUCGGAGUCCUGGCGACAGAUUCGAGGAACAUCCUGGAACUGAUUGUGACGGCGUACAAAGAAAUGCGUUCGGAGAUAGAGUUGGAGGUCCUCGGAGACACAGAGGAGCUGCAGAUGUCGUUCACAGCCAUUUGUCCCAAUGGUACUGUCCUCCCCGACCAAAAACGCUGCUCCAACAUCAAACCAGGAGAGACGGUCGUGUUCAACGUGUCCGUCGAGCUCCCGGGAUGCCUGUCUGGAGUUCGGCACUUCUCCCUCAAGCCGGUGGGCCUGCAGGACAGUCUGGAGGUGGAACUGGAAUCUCUUUGCUCGUGCGACUGCCGGCAGCCGCCCGAAGCCAACAGCAGCCAGUGCGCGGCGGGCCAGGGCGCUUUCCACUGUGGCGUGUGCGUGUGCCAGCCGGGGUUCCUGGGAGCGCAGUGCGAGUGCAACGAGGACAGCGCCCUGUUGAGCAACUGCCUCGCGAGCAACGAGUCUGGGAUAUGCAGUGGUCAGGGACAGUGCUACUGCGGACAGUGUGUGUGUCACGCAUCCAGCUUCGGCAGCAUCUAUGGGCCGUACUGCGAGUGUGACGACUACUCCUGCGUCCGCUUCCGCGGGGAGCUCUGUGGAGGCCACGGGGCGUGUGACUGCGGGGAGUGCCACUGUCAGAGUGGCUGGACGGGGGAGUAUUGCAACUGCAGCACCAGCACCGAGGCGUGCGUGUCGGAGGAUGGCGCCGUCUGCGGCGGCAGGGGGAAAUGUGAGUGUGGCCACUGUGUCUGCACUGUACCUGGAGCGUCUGGGGACAAGUGUGAGAAGUGUCCGACAUGUGGAGACGCCUGUAGCUCUGCAAGGACCUGUGUGGAGUGCCAUCUCCAAGACAAGGAUGAGGCUGAGAGUUGUGAACAAACGUGCAGCGUUCCUAAAAUUUCCAUCAACACAACAGGAGAUUAUGACAAGGGCUCGUCUAUGCCGUGCGCGCUGAUGACGGAGAAUGAGUGCUGGAUCUCAUUUAACGUUGUGGAUAGUGAGACAGGGACCACUGCCUACAAUCUCCAGAUGUACGGUUGCCCAGAGCCUCCGAACAUCCCCAUGAUUAUCCUGGGGGUCUCCCUUUCCGUUGUGUGCAUCGGCCUGAUCCUGCUGGGCGUGUGGAAGGUGCUGGUGUCGGUCCACGACCGUAAAGAGGUGGCCAAGUUUGAGGCUGAGAGGGCAAAGGCAAAAUGGCAGUCGGGGACCAACCCUUUGUUCAGAAGCUCAACGUCUACGUUUAAAAAUGUCACUUACAAGAACACGCAGAGAGAAAAGAUUAUUACAGUGGAUCACUACUGAGGAUAAACUGAUGAGGCAAUGCAAACCAAUAUCUGAGUGCACUUAGGUGUGUGUGCCCGUGUGUGUGUGCCCGUGUGUGUGCCCGUGUGUGUGUGAAAGAAAUGUUUUUUGUAUGAGAUUUUAUAACACAGUAGUCGACACUGUGAUAAACACUACAUGAUGAACUUGCUGCUGUAACGGUGCACUGCCGAUGUACUAAACACUGCACUUUCCUGUUGCACGAUCCUGCAAACUUACGCAAACUUUUGUCUACUGUAAAGUGCAGCUUGGAAAGCAGGAGUCUACACUAUAAGUGGUCUACUACUGAAAAAAAGUCUUCUUUUUUAAAAAUGUCUAUGAAUGUAAAUAUACAGGUGGAUGAUAGUGAUUGUUUAAAAAAAAAAAGAUAUUGUGCUUGUUUUAUUGUAAAGUAAGGCUGAGCCUUCAAUGUUGAUAACUGAGGGGUUUUUUUUAGUAACAUGGCACUUAAAUAAAGUUGCAUUUUGACUUAUUGUGAAAUGAUUCUGAGCUGAGGAACCCAAUUUAAAGUUUAUUUUGUUUACUGCGCGAAAAAUUAAUCUGGUGUGAACUGAGUCCAACUCAAUGAGGGCUGACUCAAAAAUAAAUGAUCCCAUACAUCCACUCAUGGCUAAAGAACCUGCACCAGGACCCUGAACGUCCGAGGUUUACUGGAAAUGUGAACCGCCAAUGUACAAAAUUUAACUGGAUCCUGUCUGUGUCAUAGUCCCAUCCCAUAUUGUUCUCACAUGGUGGAUUUUCCCAAAAUAUAUUUGUGGUUCCCUGGUCAGACGGUUCUCUGGUGCACUGGUUGGUUUCUGGGUCACUGUGCAGAACAUAACAGCUGUCAUGUUACGUCAUGUGCACUGUACUUGAUGGGAACUUGGAGGCAACUGAGGCAACGUUUUUUUUCACCUCCUCAAAACAGGUAAAUCUGUCAUAGGGCUGAUUUAUCAAUAAGUUAAUGAAAACAACUCUUAUCAAACUCUCCAAACACGACAGUUAAAACGGGCUACAGCAGUAAAAUACUGCUGACGGGCAAUUUCUAUGCAUUGAGUACUUUUCACUUUUUUAAGUACAGUUUUCUGUUAACGCUUCGGUUAUUUUACUUUAGUAAAUUUGUGGAUGUCAGACUUGUGCUUGUAAAUUAAUUCUUUUUUAUAGCGUUGUACUGUAAUUUCGACUUUUACUUGAAUAAAGAACUUGAGUUGGCUGAUUACAGGAAA